AUCUUUGAUUAUUAAUUAAGUAACUAGUCUCAUGAUUUUUUUAUCGAUCUCUCAUCUGACUUGUAAUUUAAUUGUACACUUAACCAUCGCUAACCUUGUCGUGUGUUUGUUAUGUGCGUUUAAUAUUAUUUAUCAAGUGUUUAGAUUCAUUCAUUGAGUGUAAUUCAAAAUUAUGAUUCACUAGCCAUCCAUCAAGUACCAGCUUUUAGGUGAUUCAUGAACAUAUUUGGUUUUCAAUAGUUGUCUAGAGAAUUGUCAGGAAGCAAAUUUAAUUAAUGGUUUGAUGAUAGCUCAAAUUUUUCAUCGUAAGUAAUCAGCUUUCAAAUCUCAUUAAUUGUUCUGUAUUUUCAGUGAUCAUCUGAAAACUGAGAAGAUACUGAUAUGACUGUUAUUAAGGUUCAUGUAAAGCUUGAGCUAUACCAGUUAUUGGAAUGACUCUUUAUUCUGGCUUGAUUUGAUUUUAAAUUAUUGAUAUUAGGGACUUAAUUGUCAGUAUUGACCAAUUUUAAACUCUCUACAUUAACUAGAGAUGAACUAAUCUGUAAUAGAUGGCGAAAUUGAGAGUCAAAAAUUAAGUUGCCCGUUGAAUAGUGAGAAUAAGCUAUUUUAACCUAUUUUUUAUGUUAUUAUUACUUCUGUCUCUUUCUUCUUUAAUGUUGGCUUUUACGUUAGGGAGAGAAAUCUUUUCAUUAAAUCUAUGUUUUAAUAACACUGAGUUAUCUCUUGCUUGCUACUCUUUACUGUCAUCUUUAACAAUAUCAUAAUCAUCAGUUUGUUUCGUUUGUGUUUUUAAAUAAUACCAUUGGGUCAAAAAUGUCGGAUUCUAAUUUGAUGAGGAUGCUUGCAAGCUGCAAAUACAAGUACCAAACCCAGGUAAAAAAAGAUAUUGUUAAUGUUUUUAGUUUCUAUCAUGGAUUGCAGCCUAAAUUGGAAAAAUAUACCUUUCCUGGUGGUAAAGAUCAAGAGUUGGUUACACUAAAUGGUACCAUACCAAUCUCAUUUAAGGGCAGUACUUAUCAUAUUCCUGUGUGUAUUUUUGUGCAAAAAGAUCAUCCUUAUUCACCACCAAUGUGCUAUGUCCGGCCAACACCAGAGAUGGCAAUAAAAGCAUCAAAGUACGUUGACAAUGAGGGUAAAAUUUAUUUACCCUAUCUAUCAGAUUGGAAGGCUGAAUCCAGUGAUAUUCUCGGAGCUAUUCAAGUUAUGAUAAUUAUAUUUGGAGAGACUCCUCCAGUCUAUCAAAAGCCUAAGACCUCACCUUUGGAACAGCAACAAUCUUACAACAAACCUCCUUAUCCAACUCAAACUUACUCUGCACUACCUGGUCCAUCAGCCACUGUUGCCCUGCCACCUGUUUCAACCUCUGUAGCCUCUCCAUCUUAUUCCGGUGGUAAUCCACCCUAUCCAACCUCAUAUCCUUAUAGCAGUUUUCCCAGCGCGGAUCCACCUUAUGCACUCUCAAAUCCAUCAUAUCCUAAUUAUCCUAGUUACCCACCAUCAACAGGAUAUAAUCCACAAGUUAACAGCCAAGCAUCCACACCUUCCCAAAAUUCAAGAACAAUUACUGAAGAACACAUCCGAGCUUCCCUGAUUACUGCAGUUAACGAUAAAAUUAAAGAAAGAUUAAGAGAACGAUUGGGUAGAUCAUAUGCUGAGAAUGAAGUGCUCGGCAAAUACUCAGAAGACUUAGUUCGGGGUAAAAAUAAAUUGGAAUCGCUGAUGAAACGAAUGGAAAAUGAUAAAAUUGAACUGGAAAAUUGUAAGAAAACACUUACAUUAAAAAGUGCUCAGAUCGAUGAACUGAUCGUCAAACUUGAAAAUGAACAAAAAGUCAAUGCCAUAGACGAUGCGUUUGGUCCUCAAGAACCUCUUUAUAAACAAUUGUUAAAUGCCUUUGCUGAGGAAAAUGCAACUGUUGAUGCCAUAUAUUACUUAGGUGAAGCUCGAAGAAAGGGUGUCAUUGAUUUAGAGGCUUUCCUUAAAAAUGUACGUGAAUUAUCCAGAAGACAAUUCAUGCUUCGUGCGUUAAUGCAAAAAUGUCGAGAGAAAGCUGGUCUCCCAUAUUGAUAUCUAAAUUUUUGUGGUAUCACCGAAAUAUGGGUCAAGUUGGAUCAAUCAUGUAAACAAUAUAAGAUAUAUUGCACUUGAAAAUUAAUGAAUAAUAAAUCGUUUAAUUAAUAUGA
Messenger RNA from Tetranychus urticae (two-spotted spider mite), 2183 nucleotides. The record is from RefSeq and is a predicted model, not a curated record. Lineage: Eukaryota; Metazoa; Arthropoda; Arachnida; Trombidiformes; Tetranychidae.